UUUACGAGGAAGUAGCAGUUUCAAAUAGAAGAAAGUUUAUGACGUAGCUAGCAUGCUUUUCACCGAUAAUGAUAUAUUCAACGACGCGGUGUCGCUUUCCGCGGACCAAUAUGAUGCAAUCGCUGCUAUGAAUUUCAACGGGACUUUGGCAUCCUAUUUGGGAGGACGAGUACUGAUUCUAAAGACAUUCUCAGGAGAAUCGGUAGAAGUUAUAGAUGAACCGAAAUCGAAUAAAACGAUAGAUAUAAUCGAUGUGAAAUUCGUUCAAGUCGCUUUCUGUAUUCUUUACACAGUUAUUUUCGUACUUGGAGUCUUCGGCAACGUACUAGUUUGCUAUGUCGUCUUCAGGAAUCGUGCUAUGCAAACAGUGACUAACCUUUUCAUUACUAAUUUGGCAUUAUCUGAUAUAUUACUAUGUGUCUUUGCGGUACCUCUAACGCCGAUGUACACUUUCAUAGGGCAAUGGGUGUUCGGCAGACUCCUUUGUCAUCUGAUGCCUUACGCGCAAGGCACCAGCGUAUACAUAUCAAGUCUAACCCUCACUUCUAUCGCUAUAGAUAGAUUUUUUGUUAUCAUUUAUCCUUUCCAUCCGCGGAUGAAACUCAAUACUUGUAUCUACAUAAUAGUAUUUAUUUGGUUAUUCUCUUUGAUUGUAACAUGUCCAUAUGGCCUCUUUAUGGGCAUACAAAUCAUAUACAACAAAACAUACUGCGAAGAAAGUUGGCCAUCAGAUAAAUCUAGAAAAAUAUUUGGUGUUUUUACAACUGUACUUCAGUUUCUAAUACCUUUCUUAGUAAUAGCUGUCUGCUACACUUGUGUUAGUAUAAGACUUAACGAUAGAGCACGAUCCAAGCCCGGUGCAAAGAAUACUAGAAGAGAGGAAGCCGAUAGAGAUAGAAAAAGACGAACGAAUAAAAUGCUGAUCUCUAUGGUGGCUAUAUUCGGCAUAUCUUGGUUGCCACUAAAUAUUAUAAAUAUAUUUAACGAUUUCUGCGCUCAAAUGAAUGAAUGGAAUUAUUACUUUUUAUCGUUCUUCCUGGCACAUUCCAUGGCGAUGGCAUCGACUUGCUACAAUCCAUUCCUUUAUGCAUGGCUGAAUGAAAACUUUAGAAAGGAGUUCAAGCAAGUUUUGCCGUUCUUCGAAUCGACGGGAGGCGUCAGGAACAGCUACCAUUCCGGUCGAAUGCCCACAAACAAAUCUGACAGGGUGUGUAACGGCAAUGAAACAAUUCAGGAGACUUUAUUAGGCUCGUCAUUCAAUAGAGGGCCGUCGUUCAAACAGAAAGUACUCGAGGGUAAUGGAAAAAAGGACAAUGGCGUCGAAAUUGAAAAUAUAAUUUUAGAAGAUAAAACAGUAUCUGCCUCCUUCAACUCAAGAAGCGAGAAUGUAAAUUUACAAUUAAUAGACGAAGAAUCGAGAUUUACAGAAUUAAAUACGAAACAGGAGAUAUAAAUGAAACUCCUAUCAAUUUCUCAUAGUCGAUGACGUCGGUGAAAAUUAUAAUAUGUAAUUAUACUUGACAACUUAAUAAGUAAGGUUUUCCCUGAUACAUAGCAUAUG
Molecule: messenger RNA, 1561 nt
Organism: Papilio machaon (common yellow swallowtail)
Lineage: Eukaryota; Metazoa; Arthropoda; Insecta; Lepidoptera; Papilionidae
Gene: NGR-A11
Product: prolactin-releasing peptide receptor
Exons: 2
Coding region: 53-1453 (466 amino acids)
Biological process (GO): G protein-coupled receptor signaling pathway
Cellular component (GO): plasma membrane; neuron projection
Molecular function (GO): neuropeptide Y receptor activity; neuropeptide binding
Source: RefSeq, a predicted model, not a curated record